ACGAUAUUGAUACGAAAUACGUCGACCACUGGUUAUCUUUAAGUUUUUAAUCGAAAAAUAAAAAACAAAAAAGCACAGAAAAAAUGGGUGGCAUUGGGAUGCCGGUGGUUAAUUCGUCCCUAAAGCCACCAGCACCGGCGAGAGGGAUUGAUGUGUUCGUGGCGGCAGUGCCAUUAACAGCCACCAAGGGUGCGCCGCAGUUACUUAUGUCGACCGCCUACUCUUUCUCUCUUUCUUGGGAUUUACAGCACUUCAUGGUCCUCACUUCCUCCGCUGAUCUUCCUUCUCAGGUAAUGGUUUUUGAUUUUCAACCUCAAGAUCCUGAAAGUAUAUAUGCAGCACUUGCAGCUAUAUCAGGAAGAAAAAUACCAGGAGUUUUGCAAACGAGGAUGAUGAAGAAAUUGCCCAAGACUAAAUGCUGGAAAGUUGGAUCUUGUAAAGUUGAUGUUGUUGAUGCAAUACACAAGUUUAAUAGUAAUUGGGAUACUGAUCUUAUUAUUGGUCGACAUGAUUGUCGACAUUACACAAAUGGAUUAGUGGAAUGUCUCACAGGCAAGAAGUAUGUGCUGGAUAGAUUAAGAACAAGGCAAACCAGUAUUGCUUGAGAGUUGCAAUCAAAUUUGUUAAUAUUUGUACUUAUAUGUAAUCCACAUUUUUUUAAUUCAAUCGAUAUAUAUUAUAGCUUCUUUUAGAA
This is a messenger RNA of Lactuca sativa (garden lettuce), 694 nucleotides long. RefSeq names its product PTB domain engulfment adapter. Lineage: Eukaryota; Viridiplantae; Streptophyta; Magnoliopsida; Asterales; Asteraceae. The record is from RefSeq and is a predicted model, not a curated record.